Molecule: messenger RNA, 6792 nt
Organism: Lepisosteus oculatus (spotted gar)
Lineage: Eukaryota; Metazoa; Chordata; Actinopteri; Semionotiformes; Lepisosteidae
Gene: dis3l2
Product: DIS3 like 3'-5' exoribonuclease 2
Biological process (GO): miRNA catabolic process
Cellular component (GO): P-body
Molecular function (GO): RNA binding; 3'-5'-RNA exonuclease activity
Source: RefSeq, a predicted model, not a curated record
AACCAUUGCAGCUAAAACCCAAACGAACUAUGCCCCGGAACAAAACCCUUCAACUUGAAGUAGAGACAAAGCACCCCGAAGUAUAGUUUUGAGCACAUCAAAUCAGGUUCAAGCAGACAUACUAUGGAGCAUCGGAGGCAGGUGAAGGGCCCUACCCAGUUCCGGGAGGCAAGGCGUGGGCAGAAUCACACUGGUGCCCCCCAGAAAGAUGCCUACGCCCGGCUGCUCAGCCAGCAUCACAGCGGCAAGUUCCGUGCCUACCUCAACCAGUUUGCUCAGCACCAGCAGCUGCACGUCGAGGAGAAUGUGGAGCUCCGGGCGAACGACUCCAUGCUGGAGAAGGAUGAUGUUGCGUCGGGCAAAAGGGACGAUGCUCCUAGAGGCUCCCUGAAUGCAAACAGACGCCCGCCUUCCCCCAGCGCUGGGGUGGAGGCCGAGAGCGGCCCGCCCUUUUGCACAGAAAAGCUCCAGGGGCGCAGGGAGCCCGUGGAGUCUUUCGGGGUGCACGGGGCGAACGCGCGGCAGAGCCGUGGUAAAAAGAGGGACCCCGGCGCCAGCCAAGACGAAGGUGCUAUGGAGUCCGGCGGGGAGGGGUCUGUGAGACAGGACGCCCCGAAACAGCAGCCGAAGAAGCAGCAUCACAGCAUUGUCUCGGCUAAAGGGCCCUCUCUGACAGGUCCCGCAGGUGCCUCUGGGAGCAGGGAUGUCAUGUUUCCCUCAAGACAAGGGGUUUCGCCCCACAAAACCAGUGGCCCUAUAGUUGAACAGGAGAAAGACGCAAGAAAGAAGCUGAAGAAGAAAAAUGUCGGUAAGGGCAGCGCUGUGGGCAGCUUUGAGGGAACAGGAGGUACAGAUAGCGACGGAGCACCAGUUGGGAGGAUGUCACAGGGUCGCUUUGAUAGGCCAAUUACAGGCCAGUCCCCAGGCAGAAUCUGCAGUCCAUGUGUGGCUCCAGAUAAAGGGAAAAAUAAGAACAAAGCAGGUAGAGGCAAGAAGAAGCAAGUAUUUGAAGCAUACAUGGAUAUCCAUGAUGUUUCUGCUGGGCUGAAGAGGGGAGAGCUGAUUCAGGGCCCAUUGAGAAUUAACCCUAAGAAGUACCAUGAGGCCUUCAUCCCUUCUCCUGACGGGACUCGGGACAUAUUUAUCGAAGGCGUAGUGGCGCGCAACCGAGCUCUGAACGGGGAUGUGGUGGUGGUGCAACUUCUCCCCCGGGACCAGUGGAAGGUGAUAAAGCAGGAUGGCGAUGGGGAGGGGCUGAGAGAGCCGGAGGUCCACGCCGAGCCCCCUUUGCCGUGUGUGGGUGCUGCUCUGGGCAGAUGUGCGGAGGAGGAGCACGGUCCUGACGUUGUCGCCGAAGCGCAGUUGGACAGAGACGACCAGGAAUCAGCCCUUGAUUUGCUUGCCAGCAGAAUAGAACCAUUAAACCUCAGCACUCCUGGGUCAGCUUGCCCAAGAAAUGGAGAAACCCCAGGUUCAAAGCAAGAUAAUAUCUGUGGUUCAGAUGAGCCUCAAACACUUGCCGAUAAGUUUCUUCAAAGGACUGGGAAGGUGGUAUACAUAGUGGAGCGGAAGCACUCUCGGGCCGUGACGGGCUUCAUUAAGCACCUGCCAGAAAAGGACUUCGCCAUGUUCUCCCCUGUCGACCACAGGGUGCCACGCGUUAACGUGCCGCUGGCCGACUGUCCCGAAGACUUCAGAUCGCGCCCCGGCGACUACGCCAGCACCCUCUUCAUCUGCCGCAUUACCGGCUGGCCUGAUGACUCCAACUUUGCUGAAGGGCGACUGGCGAAGAGCUUGGGCCAGGCAGGUGAAAUCGAGCCAGAGACAGAAGGUAUCCUGAUGGAGUACGAUGUGGAUUUUUCUGAUUUCUCAGAUGAGGUUCUGCGUUGUCUUCCCCUGCACCUUCCUUGGACAAUCCCACCUGAGGAGUUUAGCAGGAGAAGGGAUUUGAGGAAAGAAUGUAUAUUCACAAUCGACCCAGCCACUGCCAGGGACCUGGAUGACGCCUUGUCUUGUAAACCACUCCCAGAUGGAAACUUUGAAGUUGGAGUUCAUAUCGCUGAUGUCAGUUAUUUUGUGGAAGAAGGGAAUGCAAUGGAUUUGGUUGCUAGCAGAAGAGCGACCAGCGUCUACCUUGUGCAAAAGGUAGUCCCUAUGCUGCCUCGCCUGUUGUGUGAGGAGCUUUGCAGUCUCAAUCCCAUGACAGACAGGCUGACUUUCUCUGUCAUCUGGACACUCACUCCUCAUGGGAAGAUCCUGAGCGAGUGGUGUGGGCGUACGGUCAUCCGCUCCUGCGUGAAGCUCAGCUACGACCAUGCCCAGAGCAUGAUUGACAACCCGGAGAAGGUCUUCUCAGCCGAAGAGCUGCCCCCGUGCUCCCCAGAGCACGCCCUCUCCGAGGUCCACCGGGCUGUACUCCGCCUGCACGGCAUCGCCAGACAGCUCCGCCGGCAGCGCUUUGAGGGCGGGGCCCUACGGCUGGACCAGUUGAAACUGUCCUUCACUUUGGAUCGAGAGAGUGGGAUGCCUCAAGGCUGUUAUGUAUAUCAGUACAGGGACAGUAACAAGCUUGUGGAGGAGUUCAUGCUGCUGGCCAACAUGGCCAUGGCUCACCAGAUCUACCGCACUUUCCCGGAGCAGGCCCUGCUGCGCCGCCACCCCCAGCCCCAGACCAAGAUGGUGGACGACCUGAAGGAGCUCUGUGAUCAAAUGGGCGUGAAUCUGGACUUCACCUCGGCUGGAGCCCUGCACAGGAGUUUGAAUGAAACUCUGGGUAAGGACCAGUACUCCAGUGCCAAGAAGGAGGUUCUCACUCACAUGUGCUCCCGGCCAAUGCAGAUGGCCUUGUAUUUCUGCACCGGGGCGCUGAAGGACGAGGUGCUGUUCCGACACUACGCCCUGAACGUGCCCUUCUACACCCACUUCACCUCCCCCAUCAGGCGCUACGCCGACAUCCUCGUGCACCGGCUGCUGGCCGCCUCGCUGGGCUGUGGCCCCUGUUUGAAUCUGACAGGGGAGGAUAUUCAGAAGCAGGCCUCGCAUUGCAAUGACAGAAAGAUGGCUUCCAAACGUGUCCAGGAGCUGAGCUCAGAUCUCUUUUUUGCUGUUUUUGUGAGGGAGUCUGGCCCUCUGGAGUCUGAAGCCAUGGUGAUGGGCGUUUUAGACCAGGCGUUUGAUGUGCUUGUGCUAAGAUACGGAGUCCAGAAGCGGAUCUACUGCAAUGCUUUGCAAGGUCUGAAGGAGUUCCAGUUUCGUAAGGUGGGCAAGAAGCCAGAGAUGACACUGACUUGGGAGGCUGUGGGCCCAGGAGAGACACCUUCUCGCCAGGAUAUCUCCAUCUUCACUCUGGUGGACGUGGUGCUGAAGGCCGAUGGCGCCCCGAUGAAAUACAGCGCAGUGUUGAAGCAGCCUUCUGAGAAAACAUCACAGAACUCCACAGACUCCGAGUAAGGCUGAACACAGAGCCAAAAAAGUACAAAACAUACCAAACCUGCAAUGAGGAGGCACAGGCUUUGUUUUAAAAAGUGUUUCACAAGCACAGACCAUCUCGUUCAUAUUUUAUCUUUUUACUUUAAUUUUUAAAUUGGUAAAGUUUAGAACCAUAUUUAUUCUCUGCUGACUGUUUUGGGGGAUAAAAUAGAACUGGGGGCCAAAGCAGUUAAAUGAAUGAACUGGUUUUUUUUUUAUUAUUGGAGAUAUAGAUUUCCCUAAUUAUUCAGUGUAUAGUCUGUGCAAACUUAAUUUUAUGAGACAUUUAAGUUUUAGGAAGAAGCUUUAAAGUUAUUGAAGCUUUAAAAUUAUUAGGAAUCUUGGAGAUUGUAGGAGCCUUCAGCUGAGAAUUUAAUAAUGAAGAAAGAACUGUUCCCCCUAAUUAAUUUUACAUCACAAUAUAUCAUUGUGUUAGGUGGAUGACUUUUAUUACUUUACAUUCUCAUUAAAGAAGCCAAGCCAAACUGAAGACAUUUUAAAUACCUCAUUUAAUUUUUCUCAUGCAUUUACAGAGUAACUUUGAAAGCCUCAAUUGAUUACAACUGCAAAGACAUCAUAGAAAAGUUCUGAUUAUUUAAACAGAAUUAAAUUAUAAUGUCUUAAGGCACUGUAUACAGCGGAAUUGGGCACAUAAAUGCAGUUAAUACAUUUUUCAUUUUUUGUUCAAUAUUGGAAAUGUAAUGGCAAAUCUUGAUUUUAUUUUUUUCAUGUACAGAAUAUAAAAAAUGUUUACUUGAUGGACAUUCACCUGUUUAGGGAAUGAUAUUGCCACUUCUUACUUUAAUGUUUACAAGUGCUUGUAAAAUUGAACAUGAUUUUGUGAAUUGCACCCAUGAUGCAAGUGCUGUAACUUUUACUCUGAGGCUUAGUUUUACAUUCUGUAUAAUAUUUUUUGUAAUUUCAAGUGUUUUUUAGUGUUUUUAAGUGCUGACAUUUUUAUGAUGUCUGUUAACAUCGUCUGUGUGCAAAACUAUAAAUGAAGGAGAAAGUCCUGUUAAUAGGUUCAAGUGUGUCCUGUUCAUCUUACAAUAAUGAGUAAUGUGAAGCUAGCGGACAGUUCCUGUCUAGAUCAAUAAAUUUGAACCAUGACAUGUUAAAGCACUACAGACGCCACAAAUAUUCUUGUUCAUUUUCUUUUUAUAAUUAUGCUUUUUACCCCAAAUAUUUACUUUCAAUUUUUAGUGACUUAAUCAAAGGGCUUCCCUGUGUUUCAGCUACACUUUUGAAAACCUUUUAAAAUAAUGGAAGAAUCUUGUCUUUUACUUAUUGUAUCUGCUUUUUUUGCUACCUGAAGAAGAGUUAAUGCGUUAUAUUGCUUUGAAAAAAAAAGACUUAUUUAUUAAUGUCAAUUCAGAAGGCUUGUGCUGAAUGGUUCCCUGUGAUAUUCCUAAUCACAUGGAAUGUAAACAUAUUCAGAAGUCAGAACAUCUUUAAAUUGGUUGAGCUGUAAAUAAAGCAUUCCCAGUAGAUGUGUUGAGUAUGUCUGCAUGAUGGUGAAGUUAGCAUGACCAAAAUUCUAUGUAUUGUACAUCUGUUUUUUUUUUCCUGUUUAUUUUAAAUUAUCUUUCCUCUUGGGGUUUUAUUUCAUUGUUCAGGUUUUUGCCUUAUUUUCAGGUUCAGAUUUUUUUCAGGUUUUGCCUUAUUGUACCCAUAUAUUUCCUGGAACUUUAAUUUGAAAUGUUGUGGGGAAAAGAUGUUCUUUUAAUUCUGAGGCAUGUUUUCUGUUUUCUUUGCUUGAUCAGUGAAAUACAUAUUCCUCACUACUGUAUGAAGCCACGACCAUCUGUUCCUGUGAGAAUUUGUGCCAGAAUGAAACAUUUCAGUACUGUCAAACUUCAUUAUACAGCCCACAAACCUGUAAUUAUUUUCUUUUGGCUUUUUGAAAGUGUCCAUUGUUUUUAUUUUUUGGCAUAAAAACCUUAAUUUGGAUGCAGUUUAAGAGCUUCAUGUUAAAAUAUUUUUUUGGCCAAAAUAUGAAGUAACUUUUUUGUCUGAAUUUUGUGUGUUACAGCAUCCGCCGAAUUAGAAAUAACAUUUUAACCUUUUUGAGCAUCCUAUAGUUUUAUUCUCAUUUUAUAUCUACUGUAGCAAUGUAAUUCCAUAAAAUUUGCCUGAUUGUCCUGAUGAGAUAACAAGAACUAAUGCAUAAUCUGGUACGCCUGAAUACUUGAUAAUGACUGUAUGAGUACUACAGCGAUGUGUAGUUAGUCAUUUCCAAUUAGGAAUGGUUUGCAAUUAAAAUAGACAGUAUACUACAGUGUUAAUCCUGAAGAAAACCAUUCUGCUUUUCUUUUACUUCUCAGAAUGAACCUUUACAGCUUCCUUUGGAGCUUUCACACUGAUACGACACCCCCUUCUAACUGUUAAUGUUAUAUGUGUACACACUGUAUGUGCAGUGAUUUAAAUUAAGCAGUCUGACUCACCUAGUAUGUGAAACUUAAAGACAAUUAUCUCAUGGAGUGGAAGAAGGAAAUCUGCUUUUUCUUCUACAUGAAGCCUUAUGAACAUGAGACAUCCUAUAAGGAUAAAAAUUAGUAUGCAAGUUAGUCUUCCACUGAUUUCUUUAUUAAUACAGGAGUGUUUUAAUUUUUAUUUUUCAGCCAAGACCGCAAGAGUCAGGUCUGCAAUAGUAACUGUUAGCAGAAGAGAUUGCUUGUGUAAACUUGUUUCUCUUCCCUCUUCUGCGGUGCUGUCUGGUGUAACCUGUAAAGGGGUGAUGGGGUGUAACUUGUAGACCUUAUAAAAAAUGUUAAUGCUGCUAUGCGUCAAAGGUGGGGGGGGGUGGGAUUUGUGCUGUUUAAAGGCAUUUAACCUGAGCACAAAUUCAGCUUCACAAUCCAGACUUUGUAACAUCAGGUCUGAGUCAUUUCACUAGAUUGCCCAAGUGGUGGCAUCUUUUUGGUAGGGACACUGCCAGAGGGUAGAGUUGGGGUUAAGGAGAAACGGCUGUUUUGGGUUCCAAUGACAUUAAGAGACCCGUCCAACUCCCUGGGCACUUGGCGGGUGACAUCACCGAGGAGCAUGCCAGUCCUCCAGCUGGCACAGGACCUCCGGUGUCGCCCAGCAGGGCAUCAGAGCCUCUGUGUGGCCCGUCUGCGCUCCCUCGGUCUCCCGGCAGGGUACAGGCAUGGGCUCCGUGACCUGAGACGUGAAGAGACAGCGACUGGCGAGUCCAGAUUGGACAUGUGGGCCAUAACAGAGGGCGGGGGCAGGAGUGAGACCCCACUCAUGUCUGACGUGUUUGUUUACUUUGAUCAUCUUGCUGCUCUGUGGAUAUAAAUAAAGCACUUUUACCCCCUCUGA